UUGCAAAAAGAGACUUCGAGAGAGAGCGCGCUGCAGGAUAACUUCAUGCACCCAUCACGUUCACGCUAGAAAAAUUUCGAGUGUCUUGUGCCCUCCCUUAGGCCUAAACUGUUCUCUUCUCCGCCAGCUGAGCUGAGCUGAGCUGAGCUUCACCUCAAGACCGCAGUGCAUGUGUGUGUGUGGUAAUCAUGGCGACGAGCCUGCCAUGGCAUCCCCUAUUGUCUGCCUCGAAAUCUCACCUUUCUAUCCGACGACGGGCUCUCUCAACGCGUCAAGUGGUCACUGUGCAGGCCUUCCGCCGCAGCGAUUUCGACGGCUUCGCGAAGCGAGUAACCUCCGGUGAGGCCUGGAGAGAUGCUUGGCGGAGUGCUAACGAUGGAUUCGAGCAGUUCCUCUUCGAUGCCAAGAAGACGGCGGAGCGUCUCGAUCGUCAAUACUCUGUCUCUCGACGACUUAACGCCGUCAUGCAAUCUGCCACCGACCGGGCUCGCGAGAUCGACCGUGAGCUUGAAAUCGGACGGCGGUGGCGCUCCUUUACCCUCGAUUUCUCCAGGAAUUGGCCCAGGUAUAGGAGGCAGCUGAAUGAUUUUCUUGAUACUCCACUUGGAAGAAGUUUUGCUACGGUCUUCUUCCUUUGGUUUGCAUUAUCUGGAUGGCUUUUUCGAGUCUUGAUCUUUGCAACAUGGGUACUGCCAUUUGCUGCUCCCCUACUCAUUGGGACUGUUGCCAAUAACUUUGUAAUUGAGGGAGCUUGUCCAGCUUGCAAAAGACGUUUCAUGGGCUACAAGAACCAAGUAGUUCGCUGUGCAAGCUGUGGAAAUAUUGUGUGGCAACCGAAAGGUGACUUCUUCUCAGGUGGAAGUAAUAAUACCUCUUCAACCUCUGGACCUGACAUUAUUGAUGUCGAGUUUGAGGAGAAAUGAGAGACAUUUCUAAGUGCUGGUGAAUGGUGUGGCUGUGGCACUCGUUCCUCAAGCAACAUGAGAAGAGAAAAAGGAGAAAUGUAAGAGCCUGUGAGCUUAUUUGUUGUGAUUUCAGGAUUUUCUCAUCUACUGUAAAUGGAAAGUAGUAGUAGGAAUUAUUCAAUAUUUUGUUCUGUAUAUUGACUUUGUUAGUUUGUUUAGCUCAAGAAAGAAAGGAAAGAAAUGCAUGUCCAUUGGUCCGUUCAACUAAGAAACUACCUGUUUUUUAUUAGAAAAUUUCCUCUAAGAGUAUUUUUUG
Nelumbo nucifera (sacred lotus) is the source of this 1221-nucleotide messenger RNA. RefSeq names its product replicase polyprotein 1ab protein. NCBI's taxonomy places the organism in Eukaryota, Viridiplantae, Streptophyta, Magnoliopsida, Proteales, Nelumbonaceae. The record is from RefSeq and is a predicted model, not a curated record. Gene Ontology annotation, cellular component: chloroplast.